Messenger RNA from Nymphaea colorata (pocket water lily), 2917 nucleotides. RefSeq names its product protein ACTIVITY OF BC1 COMPLEX KINASE 8, chloroplastic. The coding region runs from base 293 to 2563 and encodes 756 amino acids. The record is from RefSeq and is a predicted model, not a curated record. Lineage: Eukaryota; Viridiplantae; Streptophyta; Magnoliopsida; Nymphaeales; Nymphaeaceae. The transcript has 20 exons. Gene Ontology annotation, biological process: regulation of response to reactive oxygen species.
CAAGCGUUCGUCAGGCUCCUAUCCGCCACAAAGGACUUCGUGGGUCCUGCGUACAUCCUCUUCGUCUUUCUUCCUCUGCUUCUGAGUUGGUGUAACGCUUGCCACUCAGUUUGAUGCCCCUCUGGUAGAGAUAUCUCCAACGUUCUCUUACUCUCGCGCUCUUUCUCUGUGCUGAGAUGGUGUAUCACUUGCCACUCACUCCCCUUCAGUGAUCUCUCUCUCUCUCUAAGAUACGAGAGACCAGCUUACCACCAUCUUUCUGCUCGUAAGCUGGACUCCCUAUUCCCUGAAAAUGUCGACCAUCAUAUCGGCAUCAUCUUCCCAGCUUCCGGAAAUCUUUCUUUUCCGGCGGGAUUGCCGAACUCUCAGAACCUCCAUUGUGAUUCCUCGAACAUCGAGUCGAAGUCUCCGAACACUGAAGAGAACUCGCCUCUGCGCGGUUUCUGACGAGGGAACAGUUGUUUUGGAGAAGGAAGUGAACGGCUACUCUUUGAACGGCAAUGGGAGUGCUUAUAGCUAUGGUGGGAGGGUGGAGAGCUCAAAUGGGAGCCUUAAAUUGGACUCUAACGGAACUUUAUCGACGAACGGGGCAGCGAACGGGGCCGUCAAUGGGGCGCUGGUAAAGUACAGUGGCGGAAAUGGGGCGGCUACGGCCACCGAAACGGUGGUGGAGGAGAAGGAAGAGAAGCGGAAGACCGUCGAGGAGAUAGGGCAAGAAGAGGCCUGGUUUAAGCGCGCCCAGAGGGAGAAAUUGGAGGUUUCUGUUGCUCCAGGUGGUCGGUGGAGUAGGUUUAAGACUUACUCAGUAAUACAAAGGACUUUGGAGAUAUGGGGAUUUGUUAUUACCUUUCUCUUCAAGGCUUGGCUUAAUAAGCAGAAAUUCACUUAUCGAGGUGGGAUGACUGAAGAUAAAGUAGUUCAGAAGCGGAAGGAACUUGCUAAGUGGUUAAAAGAAAGCAUCUUAAGAUUGGGACCUACAUUUAUCAAGAUUGGGCAACAGUUCUCUACGAGGGUGGACAUUCUUCCACAAGAAUAUGUUGAUCAACUGUCAGAGCUUCAGGAUCAAGUACCUCCUUUCCCCUCAGAAACAGCUGUAUCUAUCAUUCAGGAAGAGCUGGGAGGAACUACAGAUACUCUUUUUGAUAAGUUUGAUUAUGAGCCAAUUGCUGCUGCAAGUCUCGGUCAAGUGCACCGUGCAAGGCUUAGAGGUCAGGAAGUCGUGGUUAAAGUACAAAGACCUGGCCUUAAGGAUCUGUUUGAUAUUGAUCUAAAGAACUUAAGGGUCAUUGCGGAAUAUCUGCAGAAGGUUGAUCCUAAAUCAGAUGGUGCAAAAAGAGAUUGGGUUGCCAUCUAUGAUGAGUGUGCAACUGUGCUAUAUCAGGAGAUUGAUUAUUCCAUCGAGGCUGCUAAUGCACAAAAAUUUGCAGAAAACUUCAAAAACAUGGAUUAUGUAAAAAUUCCAGAGAUCUUUUGGGAGUACACCACUCCACAGGUAUUAACCAUGGAAUAUGUUCCUGGAAUAAAAAUAAAUAGGAUAGCAGCAUUAGAUCAAUUAGGUGUUGACCGCCAAAGAUUGGGUCGCUAUGCUGUUGAAUCUUACUUGGAACAAAUUCUUUCUCAUGGAUUCUUUCAUGCUGAUCCACAUCCCGGAAAUAUUGCAGUGGAUGAUGUCAAUGGUGGAAGACUCAUCUUCUAUGAUUUUGGAAUGAUGGGAAGCAUUAGUCCAAACAUCAGGGAAGGUUUACUUGAGGCAUUCUAUGGAAUCUAUGAGAAAGACCCAGAAAAGGUGCUUCAAGCCAUGAUCCAGAUGGGUGUGCUUGUCCCAACCGGAGAUAUGACAGCUGUGCGAAGAACAGCAAAUUUUUUUCUUAAUAGUUUUGAAGAGCGGUUAGCAGCUCAAAGAAAAGAAAGGGAGAUGGCUACAACUGAUUUGGGAUUUAAAAAGCCCUUAUCCAAGGAAGAAAGGAUACAAAAGAAAAAGCAACGACUUGCUGCCAUUGGAGAGGAUCUGCUGUCUAUUGCUGCUGAUCAGCCUUUCCGUUUUCCUGCUACUUUCACAUUUGUUGUCAGAGCAUUUUCAGUACUUGAUGGCAUUGGAAAAGGUCUUGAUCCCCGAUUUGACAUCACAGAAAUUGCAAAGCCUUAUGCUAUGGAGCUAUUAAAGUUUCGGGAGGCUGGUUUUGAAGUUGUUAUGAAGGAUAUGAAGAAGAGAUGGGAGCGGCAGUCUCGUGCUUUCUAUAAUGUUUUUAGGCAGGCAGAUAGGGUUGAAAAGCUUGCUGAAAUCAUUGAACGCUUGGAACAAGGUGAUCUAAAACUAAGAGUGAGAGCCCUGGAAACAGAGAGAGCAUUCAAACGAGUUGCAGCUGUUCAAAGGACAGUUGGAAGUGCCGUAGUUGCUGGAAGCCUUGCAAACCUUGCAACAAUCUUACAUUUUAAUGCUGUCAAGUUUCCUGCUAUGAUUGCAUAUACAUUCUGCGUGUUUUUCGGUGUCCAAGUCCUUUUUGGACUUCUGAAGGUAAAAAAAUUAGACCAGCAAGAGGCACUGAUAACAGGAACUGCAUAGUCUACAGACUACAAGUAUUUGACGACCUGCAACCUUGCAAUUUUUGUUCAACACUUCGGUAGACAUACCACUCACCUCCCCAUGGAAAAUUAGUAGACAUCACUCUCGCCCAGCAACACCAUGCAUGCUUCCACCUGCCACGGGAUGAUAAUUUUGGCAAUAUAAUGGAGCAACAGUCUUUUACAUCUGUUGCAAUCACACAUUCUUGAUGUUCUUUUACCCUUUUGUGCUUGAGCAAAUAUGUUGAGGUGUACUGCACUGUUUGUGCUAAAGUCCAGGUCCAAUUGUAAUAUAUACCUGUGAAAUAAUGUAUAAAUGCAUUGUAUAUGAUCAUAACGAGCCCUUUUUUUAGCA